This is a messenger RNA of Helianthus annuus (common sunflower), 1044 nucleotides long. Its product is annotated as probable plastid-lipid-associated protein 4, chloroplastic. The coding region runs from base 121 to 849 and encodes 242 amino acids. Lineage: Eukaryota; Viridiplantae; Streptophyta; Magnoliopsida; Asterales; Asteraceae. The transcript has 6 exons. The record is from RefSeq and is a predicted model, not a curated record.
ACAAAAUAAUAUUCAUUCUAUGUAGCCAACCCACGGAUAAUCGUUUGGCUUGACAAAAUCUCACCUAAAACCAAUAAAAAAACACCACAAAAAAACCACCACUUCCAUCGGCUUAAUUCCAUGGCCUUAUCCACUCCCUCAACCACCGUAACCACCACUCCUCCUCACCACCUCCCUCAACUCUUCCACCCUCACUCCUCCCUCUCCGGUGUAAGUUUUCCGGCAAAAACCAGCACCGGCGGGCAGCAGGUGACACUAACACAAUCACCCAUCUUAAAAUGGAGAGCCAAUGUUUCUUUUUUCUCAGGCUUGUUGAACAAAACUAAGGAUGCAAGCUCUAUUAAACAGGAGCUUCUUGACGCCAUUGCUCCUCUUGAUCGUGGUGCUGAAGCUUCCCCUGAAGAUCAGGAAGCAAUUGAGCAGAUAGUUCGAAAACUCGAAGCAGCAAAUCCGACAAAGGAGCCGCUCAAGUCUCCUUUUCUAGACGGAAAAUGGGAACUCAUAUACACCACUUCGCAAUCGAUUCUACAAACUAAGAGACCCAAGUUCCUUAGAUCGCGUGUAAACUAUCAAGCGAUUAACGCAGACACUCUUAGAGCGCAAAAUAUGGAGUCAUUUCCCACCUUUAACCAGGUAACAGCGGAUUUAACGCCCGUGAACUCGAGAAAGGUGGCGGUCAAAUUUGAUUAUUUCAAGAUUUUAGGAUUGAUACCCGUUAAAGCGCCAGAUACAGCUCGUGGCUCACUUGAAAUAACUUACCUGGAUGAAGAAUUGAGGGUUUCAAGAGGGGAUAAGGGAAACUUGUUCGUCUUAAAAAUGAUUGAUCCCUCUUAUCGGGUCCCUGUGUGACACGUACAAAACUAUGGCACGAAGACGGGCUUCAUGAAACGGUGCAAGAAUUCGUUAAGGAUCUGUUUUUAAGUCGAAACAACUUUUGACUCUUGUUAUACAUGUAUACAAUAAUUCACAAUACACUGGUCAAACCUUCAAAUUUGUGUCUUUCUUGUUUUAUCGAGAAUUUAAUGGGAUAAUUAAUAAUUUUCA